Ruditapes philippinarum (Manila clam) is the source of this 4764-nucleotide messenger RNA. RefSeq lists its product as uncharacterized. The record is from RefSeq and is a predicted model, not a curated record. Gene Ontology annotation, molecular function: protein binding. Gene Ontology annotation, biological process: signal transduction. Bases 1 to 3618 code for a protein of 1205 amino acids. The transcript has 8 exons. Lineage: Eukaryota; Metazoa; Mollusca; Bivalvia; Venerida; Veneridae.
AUGUCAACAAAUAAAGCAUCAGAAGUCUUUAAUGUACCUAGAACAACCAUACAGGAUAGACUAUAUGGCAAAGUUGAUAUAGAGACAAUCAAAUCAGGUCCUCAGCCUCUGUUUAAUGAGGAGCAAGAAGCACUUCAAUGUCUAGCACGGGAAGAUGGAAAACUGUUUGGGAGUGUACGGGGUGUAGUAGCUCACUUUGCCAUUUUCGGCAAAAAAAUAAACUUCAGUACCAGAUCAUAUAAGUACAUCGUUGAAGAUAUAAACGAUCGGUGUCUGGAGCAGGGAUCAUGUGGCUAUAACACAGAUGUAACACAUAAAGAAUUUAACAAAAUGGCAACCGGAGGUCAACCACAGACGUCAAAAAACCGCAUAUUUUUGUUUCGGUUACAAAUGCUAGUCAUUGAUGGUGGCGUCCUGGUAGUGAGAAAUAUACUGGAACAGUCCCUGACAAGUCAAGGCCUAACGUUCAGUGCGUGCUUGAAUCAAGAAAAGUCAACAAUAACACGUUUGAAAAGCCGCGGCCUUAUAACCCAGGUCCAAUAUGACGUAUUGUUUCCAGCGGGCGGUAAAGUCACGUCUUCGUCAGAUUUGGACAUCACGCUUAUCAUCUGUCUUCUUAGAAACCUGAAAUGUUUCGGAUUCAAUAGAAAAUUUAAUUGGAUGGCAACACCAGCACCAACCGAUGUAUCAAUGGAGGCAGACAUUUGGAGGUUAAGGGAUUUCCGAAAUAAAAUAACUCGAAUAUCAACAACGACUGAAAUACAAGAAAGUGAUUUUACAGCUUGGUGGAAUGAUAUUGAACAGAUACUUGUUCGCCGAAGUUCUCCAGCUUUGAACAUUCAGCAAAUGAUUGACGAACUCAAAACUUGCCCUUUUAAUCUGGCAGAAGAGAGCAGCAUACAGGGAGAAAUAAAAAAGUCGAAGGAAUACGAAGCCGAUGUUGACCGACUGAAACAGGAAAAGACAGACAUGGAAGAAAAUAUAACUGAAGUGAAGAAACACCUUGAUGAUAUUAAAGGACAGCAGGGGGCAGCUUUCCGACAAUUUAGCGGUUAUUUCAAACAUAGAUUAUUUGGUCAGCAUUGGUUAUUGAUAGUCAUUGUCCUCAACGAACGAUAUAAAUUAAUUUAUCUUUUUAUAUAUUUCCGUGUAGCUGGAAAGGAUGACAGUAUUGAUUUAAGCGGACAAUCUGUUCCCGAAGCGUUUAUAAAUAACCCUGUACAUUAUGAUUUGUAUCGAGAGGCACUAUCUACGGGUUUUGAAACAGACAAAGCUAUAAGAGUGAACGUAGUUGGAAACUUUAAUCAAGGCAAAACAUCUUUGACGAAUAUUCUCGUUGGAAAACCGAAAGAAAAUGUUCACAGUACGAAUGGAGUCGAAAUUAGUCACUGCAAAUAUAUUGAGGAUAAUGGUGAUGUAAUGCUUCUUGAAAAUCCAUCCAAAAUUAAUGAUAUUGAAAUUAUUGACCGUAUUGCCGAAGUCGCAAAGAGUCGGGAACACGUUUUGACUGAUAAUGAAAUAAACCCCACGGAAGUAUCCGAGUAUGGACGUUUAGAACAACAAACUGAUUCGUUCGAUGAAAUUUAUCAUGAAUACGAACCAUCUUUUCAAAAUACAGAAACUGACAACAUCACAUUUGAGACGGAAGGAAAACAAAAGACGGCAAAGAUGUUUCUCAAAAAAGAAGCAAAAUUAUCCCUCACACCGGAAGAAAUGCAAGCAUUCUCGACGUGUCUUACAUCUGAUAAAUCUUUGUCAAAUGUUGCUGGAAAGUUUGAAAUAUGGGACUUCGCUGGACAGUUUAUCUUCUAUGCUACUCAUACAUUAUUCCACAGCAAGCGCGCUGUAUACCUCUUGGUGUUUGAUUUAUCAAAAGAUUUGUCAACAGUCGUAACAGAUUCUGAAUUUCCAAAGGAAACAGGCGAUAGAACGAUGGAGCAAUUCAUAAAGUUUUGGAUAAACUCUAUUCAUACAUAUGUUGGGUCAACGGACGGUAAAAACCCUCCUGUUAUUCUUGUCGGAACCCAUAAAGAUAAAUUAACCGGGAACGAAUUACAAAAAUCAGACCAUGCACAUGCAUAUUUUGAAAGAAUAAGAGCUCUUUUUGAGGACUCACAAAUUAUCAAUCAUAUUCAGGCAAAAGAUUUUAUAGUCAAUAGCGUUGACUUCAACGACAAGGAAAUCGUUAAGUUGCGAAAGGAAAUCGUAGGUAUUGGUUUGAAACAUUCUGAAAUCAAACUUCCGGCAAAAUGGAUACCUCUUGAAAAAAAAUUAAUACAGAUAAAAUACAUGAAGAUAAUUCCAUUCAGCAAAGUGGUGGAAAUUGAUUCAAAAAAUGAUUUCCCACUAAAUUGUGUAGAGCAAAUAAAACUGUUCCUUAUUUAUCACCACACAAAAGGAACACUAUUUUUCUUUGACGAAGAACCAAUAUCAGCAUAUGUAGUACUUGAUACCCAAUAUCUCAUUGAUGCGUUCAAGUGCAUUGUUACGUCAGAGAGAUUUUGCAAAAAGGAGCCACAAUAUCGCGACCUUUGGGAUCUUUUACGAAAACAAGGAAAGUUGAAAAUGGAGCUUAUUCACAGGGUUUGGGAGUCAAACAGUGAUUUUCUCAAACAUAAGAAAGAAAUUCUGAUGUUUAUGCAAAGGCAUUAUAUCAUAUCUGAAGUUUCAAGUUUCGAUAAAAACACAGGCACAACAAAUGGACUCGGCUGGUUUAUUGUCCCUAUUUUUCUACGUGACCACAGUAAUAACAACACAGUUAUAGAGUUCCUUAAAGGAAAGAGACAGACAUCUUUGAGAUUUCUGAUGUUGUUUCAGUACACACCCGUUGUACAAAUUGUAUAUUGUCGUCUAAUUGCAGCUGUGGUAGCAAAAUGGUCAGUUGUUCAAAUAGGCAUUUCAAAGCAAGAAAAGGAAUUCUUACUGUACGAGAAUUUAGGAGUGUUUAGGUUGGACAAUCUGAACGCUGGUGUUAUUGAAUUACAGCAGAACAGAAUUGAAAUGCGUGUUAUUAGUCUUUGCAAAUCUCGAAAUGUAAACAGAAGGACAGCAGACACUUUCAGACGCUUUGCAGAGUCAGUGGUCAUAAGCGACUUUAAUAAACUGCGCCAUUUAUCCACAAUUCAAGAAAAGCCUUUCCAGACAUGUUUUAGAUGCAACGAUGAAAACCAUGGUCUAAAUGGAGGUCAAGAAAACUUCCAUUUGGAAACCCUUAAAGGUGAAAGCAUUGUACCCUGCCUUGAUAUGCCAAAUCAUGAAAUACUCACAAAACAGGCGCUUUCUGAAUGGUAUGAAGAAAUCUCUAGGAUACAACUUCAUGAAGACAGUCAGGUUAAUGAGAAACAAUUGAGCAGAAUUUCAAAAUCAAUUGGAUUAAACUGGGAACUCCUUGGAUAUGAGCUUGGUUUGAGCAAUGCCAACAUCGAUCGUAUAUCAAUGGACAACCAAACAAGCAUUAUGAAAAUCUACAAAGUGCUGUUGGAAUGGAAAAUUCAACAGAAUGCAAAUGCCACCGUCAAUGCUCUUCUCAAAGCUAUGAAAUCAAUACAAACACUUACCGUUGACUGGGAUGAAGUGUUGAACGUUGUUGAGGAAAUAGGAUCCACACAAGAUAAAUAAUCACACAUCUUUGAAUGAAUCUGCUGUACCGUGUGAUUCAAGAAGAAUAAAUACAAUUCAUCUUUCCAAAUCGACGUUGUUUUUCAACAAGACCGCCACGUAGCAUAUUUGCACAUACAACACAAUUGAUAAAACUAUGCGAUACUUUCUUUUACACUUGUUUUUUUGUUACGGUCCAUUUUCGGCGGUCAGGAAGUGAAAAUCAAUAUAUGGAAAGAACAGACUGUGAGAAAUUGAACAUUUGCAACAUCCAAUGUUCAGUUUUGUUUUGUUCUGUGUUUGUUUUUAUUUUUUUUUUACUGUAUACCAAUUCAUUAAAUAAGAGCCAAAUUCACUAAUUUGUUAUAUGCUUACAACUUAAGUUGAUUUAGCAAUUAAAGUCAGGUUACGGGCACUGUUUCUUUCUUUGUUGUGACAUACUGCUUAAUCAAAUAAAAUACCAAAGGAAUUCGUUUCAAUAGAAUGGAAUAAAUAUUAAAACGCAAUAUUUGCUAACAUAAAAUGAAUAUUUAGUCUCAAUGUGAUAUGUCAAUGUUGUCAGUUAGAAAAUCUUGCUUUGUAUAUAUAGAAAUGUGUUUGUUUGAAACCAUAACAGCAAUUACUAUUUAUAAAUGUUUCAUUUUCAAAAUAAUUGUAUUUUGUACUCUCAAUGUUUAUGCGUUUGUUUUCCAAACAAUCUUGCUCAUGAUAAUUCUUUUGUGAGUUGCUUAUUCUUAUGUGUGUCCAAUGAGUAAUCAUAUGUUUACUCUUUGAUUAUACACAUAGCAAGAGCGUUUUGUAAUGAAGCAUCAUUUGUUUUUUUUAUAUGUUUAAUUUCUUCUCUGUGAUCAUACAGUAAUAAAGUGUACAUAACAUAUAAUAAACUUCUGUCCAGAUAAUACAAAAGCAUGGUCACAAAGAGUUGUUGAUUUUUACACACAAACACACGCACGCACCCGUACGCACACACACCCGCACCCAUACACUCACACUUCCAAUUCAUAAAUACCAACAGGAUUUAUAACUAUAUAUAUUUUGAACAUAACGCACACACAAAACAGCACACAUACAUUUCGGGUACCAUCAGCAUUACGAUACUCGUAUUAGUGUAAACUAAUAUUUAAACAAAAACAAAAAGGAAAAUUAAAGAGGGUGAAAUUUAAUACA